Molecule: messenger RNA, 882 nt
Organism: Recurvomyces mirabilis
Lineage: Eukaryota; Fungi; Ascomycota; Dothideomycetes; Mycosphaerellales; Teratosphaeriaceae
Exons: 1
Coding region: 1-882 (293 amino acids)
Cellular component (GO): nucleus
Molecular function (GO): histone H4 acetyltransferase activity; histone H2A acetyltransferase activity; protein N-terminal-serine acetyltransferase activity
Source: RefSeq, a predicted model, not a curated record
AUGGCGAAGCGAAGUCAUGAUGAGUAUAUGGCGACGUCGCGAGACAAAGAUGGCAACCUUGCUGGUGUCUCGUAUAGCGAGGCACUGCAAUGUGCAGCACAUGCCGUGGAAGGUGUCAAUUUCUUGCGCAACCAUGCCUUCGAGAAGCAUAUGGUUGCCAAACGUUUCAAGCAAGACGACAGCAUGUCAUAUGCACUGCUGCCGGCGACUUGGCCUGACAAGGAGCUCCAGAUCGAUAUCAAGGGCGGCACGACACUAACACAAGGCGAACUCAAAGCUUUAUUCGAGCUCCUGGAAGACGAUAGUCGUGAUGACUACGAGGACGCCAUGGGAAGUUGGGACGACAAGGUCUUGAAGCGCGAUAUCAAGGACCCACAGAGCAAGAAUCUCGUUGUAAGAAGGCAAAGUGCGAGGGGUAAUAAAAAGCCUGAAGGCUUCCUCAGCUUCGUGAUCCGCCAUGAGUGGGACAGCACGAAUUAUGUUUCAGUAUUGCGUAUCAACCAUUUCUAUCUCGCGCAGUCCCUGCGAGGCAUGGGUGUUGGUCGCCACCUGCUCCAAGUCAUCGAGAGCGUCGCCGAAGAGGCAGAGGUUGAGCGAUUGUUUGUAAGAUGCUUCGAAGCGAACCAAGAGUCAAUCGAGUUCUUUGAGCAUAUGGGGUAUGUGAAGGACACCAGCAUUCAGGACGACCGGAAGAUGAACGAUCCUUACCAAGAGCGCAUGGACGACGCAUUGCUCUGGAAUUGGAACCUUAUUCGCCGACCUGGCGUUGACUAUAGUAAGAAAGUAGUGCCCACGGGAACUCUUGUCGACCAUAGAGAAUUGUCUCCCAGCCUCACUGGCUUGCCUGGCUCGUCAGAAGACUCUACUGACCAUGGGUCAUGA